AUGUGCCUGGUCAAGGAACAGAGCUUGUUGUCUCCCCAGAGUGAACUGCUGUCCGUGAUUGGACAAUCGGAAAACGCAACCUUUCGCCUGGGCGCACCCCAAGAACUAUUGAAACGCCACCCGAAGCAUCAGGUCAUGGGCCACAACAGCAGUAAAGUUGCCGACCAGGAUCUUACGCCACCUUGA
Penicillium waksmanii is the source of this 186-nucleotide messenger RNA. RefSeq lists its product as uncharacterized. Lineage: Eukaryota; Fungi; Ascomycota; Eurotiomycetes; Eurotiales; Aspergillaceae. The record is from RefSeq and is a predicted model, not a curated record. Bases 1 to 186 code for a protein of 61 amino acids. The transcript has a single exon.